AUGUCGAGACCAUUGCUGCCGUCGCUGCCGCCGCCGCCGCCGCCGUUCCAGCGGCGUACGAAUGGCUUCCACAACACGACUACUGGGUCAAAACUUCUGCCGGCUACAUCGCACACACGUGAGAGCCGAGUUCAUGGCCAGGAAAUUGGUAACGCAACAACCGACGCGUUUGCGAGCUGGCCUUCGCCACCCACGAAAGACGAGCGCCGCACUCAUUCUCGGCCUGCACCUACGCAAAGCCGUCUCCUCCAGAUCGUGAAGAGGAGGCGCCGCACAGCCGAAGUCAUGUAUGUCGCCCACAGGGUCCACAAAGACAAGGCCACCAUCGCCGCGCUUCUCGCUCGUGAGGGGGUUGCACUUGCCAGACGAGAGUCACGAGUAAGAACCCGGGAGAACGCCUUAGCCCAGCGCGAGAACGAGCUCUUGAUCGCAGAAGAUGUGCUCAAACAGAAGUGCACCGGUUCUGUGCUCGUCGAGGGCCAGGCGUCACUGCGACUCAACACGGCUCAAGAGACUGUUAUCGAGCACUACCGUUCGCGGAUUACGUCGCUCGAAACACAACUGAAAGCAGCAAACGGCGUCGAGGCCGCCGUCCGCCUAGAGUUCGCAGAGCGAAUCGGUCGAUUGCAAGGCCGCCUCGACGGCCGAUCUGAGCAGGUUGAAGAUGCGAAGGGGCGUUGCAGAGAUACACAGAAUGAACUCGUUCACGCUCAGCUGUUGAACAGAGAGCUGCAAGAAAAGCUCGAUGCUGCCACUCGCUCGAACAAUGAGCUCCAACGUCAGCGUGAUAACGCCUACCGCAUGGAAAAAGAGAAUCAAAGGAACCCCAAUCCAAUUCGACGCUUCACUCUGGAGCCCGACGCGUAUCCUUCUACCAUCGGACCUCGGACUUACGAGGCCACUUCGUUAGAUGUAUCUGACCAACGAACGACUGCCAAUGCGGCCGAUGCUAGUCUGUCACGACGUGGUUCUUCGCUCUUCCACAGAUGA
Molecule: messenger RNA, 990 nt
Organism: Cercospora beticola
Lineage: Eukaryota; Fungi; Ascomycota; Dothideomycetes; Mycosphaerellales; Mycosphaerellaceae
Source: RefSeq, a predicted model, not a curated record